Labeo rohita (rohu) is the source of this 3093-nucleotide messenger RNA. RefSeq names its product cyclin D binding myb-like transcription factor 1 (gene dmtf1). Bases 230 to 2302 code for a protein of 690 amino acids. Gene Ontology annotation, biological process: regulation of transcription by RNA polymerase II. The transcript has 17 exons. Gene Ontology annotation, cellular component: nucleus. NCBI's taxonomy places the organism in Eukaryota, Metazoa, Chordata, Actinopteri, Cypriniformes, Cyprinidae. Gene Ontology annotation, molecular function: DNA-binding transcription factor activity, RNA polymerase II-specific; RNA polymerase II cis-regulatory region sequence-specific DNA binding. The record is from RefSeq and is a predicted model, not a curated record.
GGCGCUGCUGAGACUGAAAUUAAUCUGAAAGCGUUUAUACAUUCGCUAUAAUUCAAAUACGUGAAUGCCUACCACAAAACAAAACCUUAAACUACACUAAACGAGUUUCAUCCACAUAUAACGACACAACCCACAUAAAGGGCACUUUUAAAAGCAAACGAGGGUUAACAUUCAAACAGCUUCAGAAACGGAAGUCACCAACGGGCUUCUGUAGACACUUCCGCUCUGUAUGAGGCGAGGCAGAAAAAAAGCGUAUCCUCCAUCCUGGUAUUUGCCUUCAUCCUGGUCACUGCAAAGUCCCCGUACCCAAAACAGGAAGCUGAGCAUGAACACAGGAGAUGUCCCAGCCACUGUGACCCUUGAAUCUGUCAAUUCUGUCACAUUUACUCAGGACACUGAUGGAAAUAUAAUUCUGCACUGCCCUCAGAAUGAUGGGGAGGAUCUUGGUUCGGACGGGACCACUGAGCCUGUUCACAAACGUUUGCGAUUGUCCGAGGAUGGGGAGGAUCCUCAGGACUCUACCUCAGCGGAGUACUCUGUUGUCACUCUGCCAAUUACAGAAGGUGAUGAAAGUUUCGAGGUGACAAUGACUGCUACAGAGAUGAGAGAUGGGGAGCUGGAAUCAGAUGAUCUUUCUGAAACACAGGAUAAGGAUUCUUCAGCCCAAAAGAAAGGUAAAGAUGUCUCAGCUGUCAGUCAAGCCUGGUUUACUACAAAAGAGGAUAAAGACACACUGGUUAAUAAGGGUCACAAAUGGAAACAGGGUAUGUGGUCAAAAGAGGAGAUUGAUCUCCUGAUGAGCAACAUUGAGCGUUAUUUAAAGAACCGAGGGAUUCAGGACCCUGCGGAGAUCAUCUUUGAAAUGUCGAAAGAAGAGCGAAAAGAUUUUUACCGCAGUAUAGCGUGCGGUUUGAACAGACCGCUGUUCGCCGUAUACAGACGCGUGUUACGGAUGUACGAUAACCGGAACCACGUAGGCAAAUACACUGAUGAGGAGAUCAAUAAAUUGAAAGAGCUAAGGCAGAAACAUGGAAAUGACUGGGCUACCAUUGGGGCGGCACUUGGCCGCAGUGCAUCGUCUGUGAAGGAUCGCUGCCGACUCAUGAAGGACACGUGCAACACCGGAAAAUGGACGGAGGAGGAGGAGAGACGGUUAGCAGAGGUGGUCCACGAGUUGACUGGCACGGAGGCGGGUGACGUUGUAACUCAGGGAGUCUCUUGGGCAUCGGUGGCCGAACUUGUCGGCACUCGCUCAGAGAAGCAGUGCCGCUCCAAAUGGCUCAACUACCUUAACUGGAAACAAAGCGGCGGCACGGAGUGGACCAAAGAAGACGACAUCAACCUUGUUCGCAGGAUAGCCGAACUGGAUGUGGAUGAUGAGAAUGACAUUAAUUGGGACAUUCUGUCCGGCGGGUGGAGCAGCGUUCGCUCGCCUCAGUGGCUACGCAGCAAAUGGUGGACCAUCAAAAGACAAGUGGCCAAUCACAAAGAACUUCCUUUUCCUGUCUUGUUGAAAGGGCUGCAGGAUGUUGUGGAGGCACCGCCGUCUACGAUGAACAAAGUUGUGGUGGUUGGUUCCCGAUCUGCGAAUGCUUCGCCCAGUCCCGUCACCGCACUGCAAAUCCCGGUCCAGAUCCCAGUGCAGAUCACACAUGUCUCUUCUUCAGACGGUGCAGGUGGGACCUCAGACAGUGAAACGAUCACGUUGAACUCCGGAGCUUUACAGACCUUUGAAUUACUGCCUUCAUUUCACUUGCAGCCCACUGGCACACCUGGAACAUACUUCCUCCAGACAGGAACCAAUCAGAGCCUCCCGCUCACACUCUCAGCCAAUCCCACGGUCACACUCACAGCUGCAGCUUCGCCAUCUUCACCAGACCAGAUUAUAUUACACAGCCUCACGACCGACAAUGAGAAUGUGACCGUCCAAAUGUCCCACCCUGGCAUCAUCAUCCAGACGGUGACAUCAGAGGACCUCUCGGACCCUCUCGGCCAAUCAGAGCUGGAGGCAGAGGAACAGGAACUUGUAAAGGAAGAGCCUUCAGAAAACCAAAACAACACCGGAGAAGACGAACAGAGUGAAGAGAGAUCAAAAGACAUGCAAGAAAGCGAAAAGAGUCUCGACUCUCCUAAAGCAGAGGAAACGGUAGAGAGUUCAGGGAUGGGCGAAGGAGCCGUGCUCAUGGUCCCGUCUCCGAGUAGCUUUAUUCCUACUAAUGAAGACAUCAGCACAGAUUCAGUCCUGCCACUUGGAACGCUGACAGAUCCUAUUCUGCAGAACCAGGAAGAGGGAUCAGACUGAUCAACAAGACACAAAACACUUUAGAUGAUACGUUCCCUUAAAUAGGGACAAAUGCAGCAUGCAGAAUCAUCCAGAUGUCAUCAAAAGAAACGUGCGUGCAUCAAAACACUUCAGUAUUUAUUUAUCAUGCAAGUUCCUGAGCCUCAUCUCUGUCUCAGUGAAUUUAAAAGAAACAUUAAGUAUUCUAAAACACUUGUUUUUUUUGUUUUUUUUUUAAGGUGUAUUUAAAAUGUAAUGCAUUCAUUAUUUUAAAUGUUACAUUUUUGUGUAUGUAUAUCUAGAUUUGACUAGUUUUUGUAACCUACUUUCCUGCUUAACAGUAAAACUUGAUAUAAAGCUACGUGGAGCUACACUGUUCUGAUAUAUUAGAGAAUGUUUGUGUCAUUCCAAAUGUCCGCUAGACUAGACGGCCAUAAUUUAUCGAAUGGUUUAAAUAUUCACCUUACCUGUAAAAUAGUGCCUCUGUGUUUAUUUAUUGAAUAAACAAACUUUUGUCACCACUUGUAUGUCAUUACUAUUACUGUUUUCCCAUUUAAAUGAUCUGUUCUCAUUAAUAACAGUUUUUUUUACUAUAGUUAUUGGUUACAUUUUGGUAAAUCUUAAUUUAUAAACAUCUGACUUGUUCCCAAAAGCUGCUUAAAGCGAAGGACUGUAUUACUAAGUUAAUAGCUUAUGUGUUUUUGUGUGUGUGUUUAUUUUUUGUUUUGUUUGAGGAGAAAUGCAUCUAAUUUCUGCACUGUAAUACCAAACAAAAUGGCAAAAAUGGUGAUUAUGGAGGCUGCUUCUGAAAA